AUGACUGUCAACAUUGACAGCCCUUCACGGGAGCUGAGAAAGGAUGCAGAUGGGUCUCCGCGCAAGCGAAGAAAACUUGGCGGAUUUGAGACCUCAGAUACAACCGUCGCAGCAACUUCUCUUCCGCAUGCCUCGCGAUCGCAGGAUUCCGAAGAUCCUGUCCAGUCUCUUGGAGACCGUAGCUCACCUAUGGCCGCAUCUUCAGCUCAAGCGGAUGAGAAUGCUGCCUCAUUUCUUACCAGGAAUAUCCGUGACCACUACACAUCAAUGAAUCGAUUCGAGCCCCGAAGGAUUGACUUGAAUCCGAACUCCAAGUACUGCUACCGUCACAGGCCUGACCUGAAAUGUCGACGUCAAGCGGAUGAGUUGACAAUGGACAAGAUGCAGCAGGAACUUCACACUCUCUCACAAGUUGACCAACAAAGCAUCGCCCACUUUUGGUCUCUAUUUUCGACUGCUCCGUCCAAACACCGAAACCUAAUGCUACAAGGACUCCUUGCCCAAUGUUGUUUCCCUCAGCUCUCCUUUUUGGCUGCUAGCGUCCGCGACUUAAUCAGAAUUGACUUUCUUUCGGCCCUCCCAACGGAAAUAUCUUUCAAGAUCCUUUCCUACUUAGACACAGCAUCAUUGUGCAAAGCGGCGCAGGUCUCCCGCCGUUGGAAAUACCUUGCUGACGAUGAUGUCGUUUGGCAUAGAAUGUGCGAGCAACAUAUUGAUCGCAAAUGUCAAAAGUGUGGAUGGGGCUUGCCACUUUUGGAUCGCAAGAGGCUCCGAGAUUCAAAACUCCAGAUGCAAAUGCGAGUCGCUUGUCGCGGUGUGGAAAAGGAAUUGUCAAGUGACAUCACGGAAAAGCCUGAUGACGUAAAAACUCAACAGAAGCAACUCUCGGUCCCGUCGGACUCGCCGAAAAGAUCGCAAUCUCCGAGCCAUUGGCAUUCAAGAGAUGAAGACUACUUCAAAACUAGAUUCCGGCCGUGGAAAGAUGUGUAUAAAGAUCGGUUUAUGGUUGGCAUCAACUGGAAGCAUGGUCGUGCCACAACGAAAAUAUUCAGAGGCCACACGAAUGGUGUUAUGUGUUUACAGUUUGAAGAUAAUAUUCUGGCUACAGGAUCAUACGAUACCACCAUCAAAAUCUGGGAUACAGAAACAGGCCAGGAGUUGCGCACUCUUCGUGGUCAUCAAUCUGGAAUUAGAUGUCUUCAAUUUGAUGACACCAAGUUGAUCAGUGGUAGCCUUGACAAAACCAUUAAAGUUUGGAAUUGGCGCACCGGGGAAUGCAUAUCGACCUAUACAGGUCACCAAGGUGGGGUGAUUUGUCUCCACUUCGAUUCGACCAUCCUGGUCUCGGGCUCAAUGGACCACACUGUAAAGAUAUGGAACUUUGAAGAUAAAUCAACCCGUGUCCUCCGUGGCCACAGUGACUGGGUCAAUUCAGUUAAAGUAGACACAGCGUCUCGUACUGUAUUUACCGCCUCGGACGAUCUAACCGCUCGUCUCUGGGAUCUCGAUACAGGCAAUAUCAUCCACACUUACCAAGGUCACGUAGGACAAGUUCAACAGGUCCUCCCACUACCGCGUGAAUUCGAAUUUGAAGAACACGAUGCCGAAUGUGCAGACGACGGUCAAAGCACAACUUCGGGUGGUGUUAGUUCAGAAAAUGAAUCCGAUCAUCAUCGUCAUCAUCAUCAUCGUCGACGCAGUCUUUCUUCAGAGUCACAGCACGAACCACAGCCCACGGGCAACCCACAACUCUCGCAUGCAUUGUCACCACCGUUCACUGAUAUAUUCAAAAAUGGCCGCCCGUUACCACCACGAUACAUGCUCACUGCCUCUCUCGACUGGACCCUUCGUCUUUGGGAGGUCACAACCGGCCGAUGUCUGCGGACUUUCUUCGGGCAUGUAGAAGGAGUAUGGGCGCUGGGGGCAGACACUUUGCGCCUUGUGUCUGGCGCUCAGGACCAAACGGCCAAGGUCUGGGAUCCUCGCACUGGGCGGUGCGAGCGGACCUUUACGGGUCAUUCAGGCCCGAUUACUUGUAUUGGCCCUAAGCGAUAG
Molecule: messenger RNA, 2055 nt
Organism: Histoplasma mississippiense
Lineage: Eukaryota; Fungi; Ascomycota; Eurotiomycetes; Onygenales; Ajellomycetaceae
Product: sulfur metabolite repression control protein
Exons: 2
Coding region: 1-2055 (684 amino acids)
Molecular function (GO): protein binding
Source: RefSeq, a predicted model, not a curated record